AUGAGCGUGACGGAUAGCAGCAGCUACAGCGGCUUCUUAUCGAUACCCACUGAGAUACGAUGCCAAAUCUACGACUACCUCCUCACCGAACCGCACGCAAUCACGAUUAGUGCUGGCUACACUACGUGUUUUGGCAACAGGAUACAGGACCGCGCCCGGAAGACGGAAGUUCCAGGUCUACCACUCGAUCUCGCGCCGCUGGCACGCCGCCACCACGAUGCAUCUCUCCUCUCAGUCGCGAAGCCACCCACGAUUGCCGUCGAGAAUGGACACAUGGAAGACAUUGAGGGCGAGAAGCUGGGCUUCCCCGCUGCCGUGGCGCUGAUGUUGACGUCCCGAUUGAUCAAUGACGAGUUGAACGAUUGUGUUCGUAGGCGGAGACAUAUCGCGCAGGCGCGUUCUACUGUUGAUGCCGACGGAGUCGUUCACGACAACGAAGAAGACCAGGAAGGCCUGUCACUUUACGUGUCUUAUCCUUACGGCGUCUUGGUAUUGAAGCACCAAUACCCCUACCUGUUGAAACAAGCGCGUCGAGUCUACAUCUCUGGCUACUACACACCCCAGCAAGAGAACCAGGUCGAUCCACGAGAUCUCCAGACAAGCCAUGAUGAGCGCUUGACGCCAUCCAGCAGCUUUGCAGCACCAUCUUUUACCACCCCAUCAUCAGGACCAGCAACGAGCUUCACGCGCUCCUCCUCCCGACGAACAGCCCGCCACGGCGUCUCGGUCAACGCCUCGCGCCCGCGCCUCCGUCUCGACCCUCCCCUCCCCCGCGAAUCCCGCCAAACAACCAGCAUACACACGACCUUCCCGUCCUUCUCCGCCUCCACCUCGGCCGAAGCCCCCGCCGCCCUCGCACACCUCAUCACGACCCUCUUUCCCAAACAAACCACGCCCCUCACAAAGCUCACAACCCGCAUCCUCUUCCCAGGCGAAGACUCGUACGGCUCCGUCUGGGGCGACGACAACAGCCCUGUCUCGCACAUCCUGCGCAGUAUCCGCGGCGGCAAGAUUGAUAUGAAGGUCCUGAGAGGUAGUCUAGGAACGGGCCUGAGGCUGACGGCUAGGCCGAAGCCCGAAACGAGGAUUGUGAGUACGAGUUGGGUUAAUUGGAAGAAGGGGGAUGUUGCGGCGAGGGGUGCGGCGGGGAUGGUGAGGAGGGCGGGUGGGAGAUUGGGUGUGAGUGAUCUGGAUGCGUUUUUGAUGGGUGAGGAGGGGGCUUAG
This is a messenger RNA of Alternaria novae-zelandiae, 1224 nucleotides long. RefSeq lists its product as uncharacterized. NCBI's taxonomy places the organism in Eukaryota, Fungi, Ascomycota, Dothideomycetes, Pleosporales, Pleosporaceae. The record is from RefSeq and is a predicted model, not a curated record. The transcript has a single exon. Bases 1 to 1224 code for a protein of 407 amino acids.